Oreochromis niloticus (Nile tilapia) is the source of this 4953-nucleotide messenger RNA. RefSeq names its product glycerol-3-phosphate acyltransferase 2, mitochondrial (gene gpat2). Gene Ontology annotation, cellular component: mitochondrial membrane. Gene Ontology annotation, biological process: piRNA processing; triglyceride biosynthetic process; phospholipid biosynthetic process. The record is from RefSeq and is a predicted model, not a curated record. The transcript has 25 exons. Gene Ontology annotation, molecular function: glycerol-3-phosphate O-acyltransferase activity. Bases 283 to 2691 code for a protein of 802 amino acids. Lineage: Eukaryota; Metazoa; Chordata; Actinopteri; Cichliformes; Cichlidae.
GUAGACAUCUUUGAACGUGAGUACUGGACUUUUCUUAAAAGCGUUUUUGCUGUAUUUUUGGAGGGGAGUAGGGUCUUUGUGGAUACAGGAAACGUGUUAAAAACUCCGGGUUUUUACAGAUGUGCCAUGUUUAUGUCAAAAUAGACACAGACUGUGAGUUUAGCGCUGCAGCCCUGCAGAAGAGACGGUGCUGAGCAUCCAUUCUCCAGUGGUCUUCACCUGAAAAACCCUGUUGCUGCUUCAGCUUAAGGGUUGUGGUUGUAAAUCAGCAGGGGCCUCACCAUGGAGCAGGAGAAGAAUGAUGGGAUAAACAAAGACACAGUCCUUCCACUUCCAAUUCAGCAGAAUAGACCCGCUCUGUCAUGUGGAUUAAAGAUCAGGAAAAUGAUGAAGACUGUGCCUCCUUGUUUGGGGAAGUUCAGGCCAGUUGUGGGCCAGUGCUGCCACCAGUGCACCCCAGACAGUCUGAGCAAGAAACUUGGACAAAACUAUUCCCUUGGUUUCCACAACCUACUGAGUGUCAAUGAGACACAAACCAGGUAUCGAGGCUGGCUGGUGCGGAGGGUGUGCUGCGCCCUGUUUGUGAGUGGGUGCAAGGUUUACAGCAGUCCUGUUAGCGGCAGGAUCCAGCGAGUCUGUCAGAGUAACAGGGUGAAGAAGGCGCUCACAGCAGAGCACAAAGCACCUGAGGGGGGAGACGGCCACGGGCAGCUAGAUUGUCUCUCACCAUUCCUCCCCCUCAUUAACACCUGCAUCUCCUCUGGCGUCUUAAGAUUCGUGGGCUGGGCGAUGCUGAAGAUGUUUGCUUCUGUGUUCGGCAGUAUUCAAGUUAACCUCAACCAUCUGUCGGCUUUACACAGAGCCUCACAAGAGGGAUCUCUGCUGGUUUAUGUGUACGUGCGUCAGAGCGCCGUGGACUGCGCUCUCAUCCCUCUCGUGCUCUUCUGUCACAGCCUCAGAGUCCCGUACACUGUUUGUCCUCUCCAAAUUAAGAACGCCUCCCUAAGAUCAAUCCUGCAGAAAGUAGGUGUUGUCCUCCUGCCACCCUCUGCACGUACUGAGGAGGAUGCUGAGAUGGACACACUGUACCAAUCUGUCAUGACUGCUCUGGUACGUGAGCUGCUACAUGAGGGCCAGGCAAUAAGUAUUGGUGUGUCAGAGAGGUCUGGCCUGGGUGGCCAGUGGCUGGCUCGCAUCAGGCAGCUCAUCAAAGAGGGAUCUGUCCCCGACGUCAGUCUGGUCCCCGUGGGCAUCUCGUACGAUUGUGUACCCAAGACCUACAUUCAGGUGGAUGUUGGGUUGAGAUCUAUCUUCCAGUGGUUGUGGUGCCUUUUCUGUGGGAGGCCAGAAGGAAGUGUGAGGAUUCACCUCGGCCAGCCUUUUUCUGUCAAGGAGAUGUGCGAAUCAGGCAGGUGCAGAGUAGAUGAAUGGCUCCCUCUACAGGACCUGUUGCUUCCUGUUAUCCUCAACAACCGCGCUGGCAGAGCGUUCGGGCAGAGGAGAAUGUCGUGGCUCCUGCCGUCUUCUUAUUAUGCAUCUGAACUCGAGGAGCCAAGUCGGUCGGAGAGAAACCUCAGCAUUGCCAUCAUCCUCCACCUCAUCUUCUCUGCAACUUCCUGCAUGGCUGUGAUGCCCACCAGUCUUAUGUCCAGCCUUCUGCUGUACAAACACCGCAAGGGUGUAAGUACAUCUGUUCUGUGUCGUGAUGUGGCUUGGCUCACAGAGGAACUUUUGUUCAGGAACAAAGACGUCGGCUUUGGGGGAAGUUUGACAGAGGUUGUCCACUACUCCCUGUCUCUGCUCGCCCCUCACCUCAUCAUAGCUGCUGCACCAUCCAAGAAAGACCCAUUGAUUGUGCCCAGUCCUUCUCUUGCUGCCACGCUUCACCUCUGCUACAUGGCAAAGACGGUCACACACGCCUUUAUAUUGGAGGCUGUUGGGGCGUGUGCGGUGUCAGCCAUGCUGUGCGAGGUGGCUCACAGUGGCGUCAGCAGCAGCGUGCGGAGUGACGUGGAAGGAGAGGAGGUCAAAGGUGACACGGAGUUUGAUGUGGUGCUCUGCCAAUCUGAGCUCACUGCAAGAGCCUUGCAGCUCUGCCAUCUCCUGCCUCCGGGCUUCAUGCCACCUUGUCAGUCUUCCCAGAGUUUCGCGCUGGAUGCCAUUGACAGUCUGGUUCGCUGUGGCAUCCUGAUCCAGGAAGAAAUUCCCAGGGAUGUUCCCAUCUGUGAUUUCUGGAAGAAAGAGGACGGUCCUCUGACCUGGACCACUUCUGACGAUCCUUAUCACAGCGAUUCUGACUGCGAGGAGCCGGACCUUUGCUCCUAUAAGAUACGACAGCCAAGUCACUGUCCAGAGAUGCUCUUCUUCCUCUGCAGAAUGCUAGCUGGACAUCUCAGGGCACUAUGCUGGACAACUAUGGGGCUGGAUCUCUUUGAGAUGCCUCUGGCUGAAGCUGAGUUUGUGGCUCAAAUACACUCACAUCUUUGUGACACAGCAAAUAAGAAGAAACAGCACUAUGAGAGCUGCUCAGAGGAGGCGGCGCACACUGCAGUCAGAACACUAAUAGACCUGGGGGUCCUCUUGGAGGAGUGGCAGAAGGAAGGCGUCUUCCUGGCUGUUAGUCCUUUGUUCCAGUUGUCAGAAAACAGGCAGAAACUGCACCGCUUCAUCUCUCAGUACCUCUACAAUUAAUACAUUUAACUGAGCAGCAUGACUCAAGGCUUCAACGCGGCUUUGUUUUCUUGCCGAGUCUGACCUCAUCCUCUGUUUGUAUCAAGGAAGCCUGUGUUCAGUUAAAACGGAUGCAUGCUGAGCCGGGACGCUGGUGUCUUUAGGUUAAUUGCAUUUUGAUUUUUCUGUGAUGAGACAUUGAUUUUAAGUUUAUCUUUAGUAAUAGCAUUUGCAUAAAGCUGCAGGAGAGGAGGAUUAUUAAGUCCCUGUAAUCAGUUGUGAGGACUCGCUGUAGGAUGAUGCUGGUUGGUACAGUUUGCGCAUCCACGCAUGUUUAUGUUGUAACGAAGGAUGCAUCAAGUUUUGUGUGUUUCAUGAGAAAAUGUUUGUUUGGUUCUUUAUGCUCAAAUAAAAGUUCCUGUCUCAUCGUGACUUGAACAAAAGCGCAAAAAGUUCACUGUGUACAAACUAAACCAACUACAGCCCUUUAAAGUAGUUUAUUAGUUAUAAUCUCUUGCACACAGUCAUGGUUCUGAGCUGCUCUUCCUGGAUGUAGAUCAUUCAGUGCUGAGUCAGACCUCUGGAGAGUCUGUAUGUCUCACGUAGACCUUUUGACAUCAAGAUGCAGAGACAAAUCGAUGGCUUGCUUUAAUGGGGACUUGGAGGCCUCUGUAUUUUGGCGUUUACAGCUGACUGUUUGUACAGUCACAUGCCAGUGCAGCUGUUUUCACUCCUUCAGCGAGCACAGACCACAGCUGCAGCUGCCAUCGGCCGUGAGAAUCUACUGCCAUCCAGUGUUGAGCUGAGGAUACUGAGUCCUCAAUAGUUGUGGAACUGGCCUCUAGCCAUAGCCCACUCAGAACAGAAAUUAAAUUAGAAGGUUUGCAUUUGAGUAUCUGUUUAAGAGCAGCUACCGAGACUUAAAACAGAGGAUUUGCAUAAUAAGAAAUGUGAGCUGCUCUCACGUGGAAAAAAUAAAAUCAUGAACACCUUUAAAAACAAACAAAAAACAGGCUAGGGAUUGAUUGGCUGUGGCAUUUUAAAGUCGCAAUUCAGAUGAUGCAAAAUACUUUUUUUUCCCAAGUUGUUAUAAUUAUUAUACAGUUGCCAGUGGGGGGUGAACUAAUUUAGCAUUUUUUCCAUUAAUUUCUGUGAAUAUGUAAGUCUGAUUUCAUAUUCGAGGCAUUCCUUUAGUCUUCACAAUUAAAAACAAGAGGGCUGAAGAUUCCCUCUGCACUGCGCAUGAAGCGAGGCUGUGGAUCCAGAAUAAUAGAUGGAUCUGGGUUAGUUUGUUUUCUCAAGAACUUCAAACAGUGUCUCCAAAUCUUCCUUACGUCCAGUUUUCCCUGAUUUCACAACUGUAAAGGGUCCUUCCAGAAACUCGUGAAUCCAGAUUUGGAUCCAGAUUAACUCCGAAAGUUUAUCUUGGGCCAAUCCCCGCCUUCGGUGAACACUUUCAUGCAGAUCUUUUCAUAACUUGUUUAGUAAUUCUCUUGGCAAACAGACAAACCAAACUAAUCACGUAACAUCCUUGGAUGAGGUAAAAAUCUCCUCUGUGACUCGUGAAGAUUGCCUGAGGUUUUUUGUUGGGGUAUUUUAAGGUUAGCGAGACACUGAGCUGCAAAGCACUCCACUUUGACCAUAUAUGUUCAACAAAAAGUUAACUGAUCUUAAACUGGAGCAGUUUACAAAUUAUAAGGGAUACAGUGGUCGAAAUGUAGCUGCCAGUUUGAGGAUGUCGACAUGUCACACUGCUGCAAAUUGCAAACAAGCACACUGAAUCCAUCCUUGAAGCUCUCUGUCAGACAUUUGUAUUUAAAAGCUGCUACAUGAGUCGAAACACAGAUCGAAGUAAUUACAGAGAUUUUUCUCCCGGGCAGUAAAAACAAAACAAAACAGUUGGAAAGCAGCAUUUUUUAAUUUAAUUAAUUUCCUCACAUGUAGUAAUCUGUUUUCUUUCUUUUAUGGGAAAGAUGAUGUUCUUUCACUUCUGACUGAAGUUUUAUACACAGUCUUUGAUCCUGAAAUUAAUCAUAAUUAGAAAUACUUUUUACGUCAAUGUCAAAAUAUUUUUUUAUUUUUACGUAAAAAGAAAAAUCAGUAGGUUCACGGUUUCUUCUGCACAGCACGAGUGGGCGGCUGCUGACGGAGGGUAUUUUUUACAGCCCGUGAUGACUCUGAGGUUGAGUCACAUAAUUACUCUGUUUUGUGUAGUAAAAGAAAAUAACACAUUUUCUCUCCUCACAAUUACUGAAGUAUCAUGAAUAAAACAUUCAUCAGGCA